This is a messenger RNA of Prunus armeniaca (apricot), 1296 nucleotides long. The record is from the annotation of a GenBank genome assembly. Lineage: Eukaryota; Viridiplantae; Streptophyta; Magnoliopsida; Rosales; Rosaceae.
AUGAAAACCCAUCUAUGCAUUCCCAGGAUGAGAAGCAACGUCAACUCGUGCAGCAACAAAACCAAACGCCUGUCUCCGAUGACUCUGCUCGAGCGGUUUCGCGAGGCGGUUUUCCGUUUGAUCAUGCUGUCUGCUGUCUCAUCCAACAAGUCCACAAGCCACGCUGGCCGAUCCAGCCCAGAUGCGCAGCGGUAUUAUUGUCCGCAUGAUGACCCUCACCACAGCGAGGCUGUAGCCGAUUGCAUCGAGUUCAUCAAGAAAAAGGCUUCGCCGGAGGACGGCAACCGGGGCUCUUCCGCUAGUUCUAGGGGUUCAGAAAGAGAAGACAAGGUCUCUAUGGAGCUGACAGAGGAAAUUCUUCAAAGCAUGGAAGUUGGAUUAGCUUUUAGAGACUAUAGUGGUAGAAUUAGUUCAUUGGAUUUUCACAAGGCGACUAGUUAUGUAGUGACUGCUAGUGAUGAUGAGUCGAUUCGUUUAUAUGAUGUCUCCACUGCAACAUGCUUGAAGACCAUCAACAGCAAAAAGUAUGGAGUUGAUUUGGUUUGCUUUACUUCUCAUCCUACCACAGUUAUAUACUCUUCCAAAAAUGGCUGGGAUGAAUCCUUGAGGCUUCUCUCAUUGCAUGACAACAAGUACUUGCGCUAUUUCAAAGGCCACCAUGACAGGGUAGUCUCACUUAGCUUGUGUUCUCGCAAAGACUGCUUCAUCUCUGGUUCUCUUGAUAGAACUGUUCUGCUUUGGGAUCAGCGGGCUGAGAAGUGUCAGGGUCUCUUACGCGUACAAGGAAGGCCUGCCACAACUUAUGAUGAUCAAGGGCUAGUUUUUGCAGUUGCCUUUGGUGGAUUCAUAAGAAUGUUUGAUGCCCGCAAGUAUGAAAAGGGUCCUUUUGAUAUCUUCUCUGUUGGGGGAGAUAUGUCUGAUGCAAAUGUUGUAAAGUUCAGUAAUGAUGGGAGACUUGUGCUUUUAACAACCACAGAUGGACAUAUUCAUGUUCUUGAUUCGUUCCGUGGCACACUUUUAUCCACGUAUAAUGUAAAGCCAGUCUCCAGCAGUUCAACAUUAGAGGCUUCUUUCAGCCCAGAGGGGAUGUUUGUCAUAUCAGGUUCAGGUGAUGGUAGUGUCUAUGCAUGGAGUGUUCGGAGUGGGAAAGAAGUCACAAGUUGGAUGAGCACUGAAAAUGAACCUCCUGUUGUCAAAUGGGCUCCGGGAAACCUCAUGUUUGCCACGGGAUCGUCUGAGCUAUCAUUUUGGAUUCCAGAUUUGUCUAAAUUGGGAGCUUAUGUCGGAAGAAAGUAG